This is a messenger RNA of Esox lucius (northern pike), 6526 nucleotides long. RefSeq names its product scavenger receptor class B, member 2a (gene scarb2a). The record is from RefSeq and is a predicted model, not a curated record. The coding region runs from base 664 to 2262 and encodes 532 amino acids. Gene Ontology annotation, cellular component: membrane; lysosome; cytoplasm. Gene Ontology annotation, biological process: receptor-mediated endocytosis; protein targeting to lysosome. Lineage: Eukaryota; Metazoa; Chordata; Actinopteri; Esociformes; Esocidae. The transcript has 13 exons. Gene Ontology annotation, molecular function: scavenger receptor activity.
GUUGUUAGCCCCACUUUACUACAAUGUAAUCGCAUAGUUACGAAAGUGAAUUGGUCGAGAAUUACGUCAGGAACUGAAGUUUACAUUCAAAUCUUUGUCCGAUUGCAUCUGAAUUAUACUAAACUUUUGCUAUGUGGAUAUAAUCCUAGGCAAUCGUAUUUAGGUUGUGCUGUCUUUGUAAAACGUUGACCUCAGUCAGACAGAGAAAACUCACGCUACAUUAGCACACCCACCGCCCAUCCAAAGCGCCGCUUUUCGCAUGACCGAGUUCAUUUGAAUCUGGUGAGGUGGGAGUGGAGGUCUUCCGCCCGUCCUCUGCGCUGUGAGCUGCUAUUUGUUCCGCUGCCUCCGAACAACACGGUCGAUUCCCGUUAGACACCGGCUGUAUGGACCGAAGAACAUUGUUCUACGACUGCAUUCGGAGCUACUACCAACAUUUAUCUAUUCAGUUUGUGAGUAGGUAGCUAAUAUAACAACGACCAAUUUUUAUUUGUCUAAGUAAGGUUAGCUGUAACGUUAGUGUAGGAAGCUAAGAAAGUGAGAAGUAGUAGCCUAAAUAAAGCCUAAGAGAACACAAUCUAUAGUAUUAUCGUUAGUGUUACUUGAUAGCUAAUUAAUUCCACAUUUGCCAAAUUAGUUUGAGUUAACUGGACGGCAGGCAUCAUGACUAGGAGAUCAUGUGCAAUUUACGCUACUGGGAUUGUCUGCGCCCAUCUACUGAUAGUGGGGAUCGCUUUGGUCGUGGCACAAGUCUUCCAAACAAUGAUUCACAACCGGCUAAAAAAGGAAUUUACUUUGACCGAGGCGAGUAAAGUGUUUGAAUCAUGGAAGAACCCACCUACUGCUGUCUACAUGGAGUAUUACUUCUUUAACGUCACCAACCCUCACGUGUUCUUAGCAGGGGGCAAGGCAGUGGUUGCCCAGAUUGGGCCUUACACUUACAGGGAAUACAGACCCAGGGAAAAUGUGACCUUUCUAGAAAAUGGAACCAAGGUUUAUGCCCUGAACCCCAAAAGCUUCGUCUUCGUCCCAGAGAAGUCCAGUGGAGAUCCAGAGGUCGACAUUCUGACUACUGUCAACAUUCCAGCUGUGGCGGUGAUGAGUGAGCUGAACUCCUACUCUUUUCUUCUGCGUUCCUUCGUCUCCAUGUGGAUGAACUCCAUCGGCGUGGAAAUCUUCAUGAAUCGCACUGUCCAGGAAGUGCUGUGGGGCUUCAAAGACCCGCUGCUCUCCAAAAUCCAUGCCAUGAAGCCAGAUGUGGAUGAUUAUUUUGGAUUAAUGUGGAAGAAAAAUGGAACUCACGAAGGAGAGUUUGUGUUCAAGACUGGCGAACAGGACUACAUGGAGUAUGGCAGAAUAGAAACAUGGAAUAAGCUAACGGAAAUGUCUUGGUGGUCCUCUAACCAAAGCAACAUGAUCAAUGGGACCGAUGGCAGUGUGUUUCACCCUUUGUUGUCCAGGAAAGAGCUGCUGUACAUCUUUGCUGCUGACCUCUGCAGGUCUAUCCACCUUGGUUAUGUGGAGGAUGUGGAAGUGAAGGGGAUCCCAGCCUACCGCUUCGCCCCUCCACACGAUGUUCUCCAGAGUCCUCAGGAGAACCCCACUAACGCCGGCUUCUGUGUGCCAGCUGGAGACUGCCUUGGCACCGGCGUGCUAAAAGUCAGUGUUUGUCGAGAAGGUGCACCUAUCGUGGUGUCAUUCCCCCAUUUCUAUCAGGCAGAUGAGAAGUACAUUAAUGCUGUGGAAGGACUGAGCCCCAACAAGGAGGAGCAUGAGACUUACCUUGACCUUAACCCGACCACUGGAAUCCCCAUUCGUGCCUGCAAGAGAGCCCAGCUGAAUAUCAUUCUUAACCGGGUUUCAGGCUUUCCCAAAACCAAACAUCUGAACGAGACCAUUUUCCCAAUCAUGUUUGUCAAUGAGACCGCCACGAUCGACGAUGAUUCCGCUGCCCAGAUGAGGACCCUGUUGCUCAUCGUCACCCUUGUGUCCAACUUCCCUCUGCUCAUCGUGGGCAUGGGCGCCAUCCUACUGGUAGUCCUGGUCAUCCUAGUGUGCCGGUCCCGCCAGAAGAAGAAUGAAGUAAAACGUAUUGAUUUUACUGAAGCUUUUCAUUCUUUUACUACGGCGAAGGAUGAAACCGCCUAUACUCAAGUCAGCGACAAACCCGAGGUCGAGCCGUCAGAAAGCAGCCACACAAACCAGCCAAUGAGGAACGGUUCCUACAUCGCCAUGUCUCCCGUGGAGGCCCAGAAGUGUUGAUGGAGGCCGCGUGGGGUGGAGGGGGAGGCGGAGCAGCCUGGGUGUGGUGUUAGAACUGAGGCAGGGUUGUGCUGUGUGCCCGGGGGUUUUCACUUCUGGGGAACGGCCCCAAUAACUGUCAGUCAAUCAAGAUGUUGCUCCUCUUCUUCUGAAUGAUCCACUUAUCUGUCCUCUCCUGCUGAGCAUGGCCUUUCCUCAGGCAGUGGUGCAAAACCGCAACACCGGUCUACAGCUACUGCCUACCACCACUACUACUACUACUACUACUACAAUUACUACUAUUACUACUACUACUGUCGUCUCAGUUCUGUCCUGCUCAGCUCUGGGUUCAUGAGGGAUUACUGAUUUUUUCAGCCAGGAGUAUUUUCUGCUUUUCUUUUAGGGAAUAUGAAGCAUAAUUGGCACGAUGUUCACUGAUCAACAACUACUGAGCAGCCACUAUCAGCCUUUUACCGAGCUCAGAGAGCUUUGACUGAUGCGUUUUCACCUGAACAAUGAAGACCAGAGGGUCCCAUUACAUUUCUUUGUAUCAGUGUUUGUGAGGUCACUCGCAGAACAAGCGAACAGAUUUGAACUGUUGCUCCUGAAGUUAAAUUGUAUUACUGGUAUUUCUCGUUCCAUCCCUGCAGCUGAGUUUUCACUGAUUCUGGAUUAUGUGGUUUCGCUCAAAAAUAGUGUACUUACCAUUGUUGUUUUAUGGAGAGAAUACAAAAAGAUAGUUAAAGAGAUACUGAGCCAAACUAUAGUAUAUUUUGGGUUUUCUAGAUAAAACCUGUUAUCAAACUGUGUGUGCGCACGUGUAUGUGCGUGCACGCGCGUGUCCACGGCUGUGUCUUUGUUUGAUUGGAGGGUGGGUGUCUUCGCUUGUUCCAGGCAAGGUGUAGUACAAGGCUGUUAAUGUCAGGCCUUGGAGAGACUAAGUAAUUCUUGUUUUAAUUUCUACCUUGGAGGUUAUUGCACUCCCUUGCUUUACCAGAUCUGAAUAAGAGGAUGUUUUUGUCCUCCAUGUCUGGCACCUGGCAGCCUUGGUAUAGUAUGACUGAAAUAAUACAUUUCUCCUAACAUUACUUUAACAUUUCUGUAAACAUUGAAUACAUUUCAGUCUAUAGAAGAUGGAAGGUGGAAGUGGUUUUCCCCCAUGGUGGUGAGUCAGGGAUUGUGAUCAAUAGAUCAAGUAGAUAUGCCAUAAGCUUUUAUCUAAUAUUCAAAAUGGAAGAGAGAAAAAAAACACACCCACACAACUUACAAGGGAGACUUGAACCUACUUUCUGCCUUACAAUUUGUUUUUGGUGUUUCCUCAUGUUAAAAUGGUAAAAAAAAAAAAAAGAAGCUGUAUAUCUAAGUAGUUGUAUAUAUGUAAUGAAGAAAUGUCAGGCUACCUCUGACCCAAUCCAGCAAGUAGUAAAAGAUGUGCCGAAACACUUAUUUUUGGACAACAGUGUUGACCCACUUUACGUGUCUGCACUUGUACUUAGUGAAAGCACAAUUUGGAUUGCUAGUACAGUCCUCAUAAGGUGACCAGGUUUUUCCACAUAUGCCUGUACCCUGUUAGGAACACCAACAGGUUCUCUGUUUAAAACAAAAAGGUGCAUUAUAGGAUAAACAGUUGAACAAUGCGCACUUAUUCUGCUGUGCUUGCCAUGUCAAACAGUCAACUGACUAGCCAAGGAGCUGUAGGUUUUCAGAGAAAUAUGGAAUCACUGUCUUAUGUUUUAAUGUGUAAUGUUUAUGUUCCUGUCACUGGUCUGUAUUGUCAAACCUUUCAGCAGUUGCUUCUGGAAAAAACUGAACUAAGGCCAUAAUACUGUAGACAUGAAGAUGUUAUUCCUGCACUUUCCAAAAAAGAAAAAAAAAUGUGCCCUGUUUUUCUUUUUUCGGUAAGGUUAUUUAAAAUGCAAUGGUCCUUCUGUGCAUUUCAGUGGUUCGCCACAGGGUUGCUUUUCUGUGGUUUCUAAGGUAUUAUUGUACACUUGGCCUUUGUUACUUUUCAGUACAUUGAUUUUAGUUUGUCUUUUUAUCUAUUAUUGCUGCUAAUAAUUGCCAUAACCUAUGGACUUGUAUUUUUCUAUGGAUUUAACAUCCAUGCUCAUAUUCUCUUUAGGGGUUGGUACAACAGAAACUGGUAUAAUCUCUUCUAAAUUGCUACGUCUGGUCUCUGUGAAGCAACUCCUAUAAAUAUUGUAGAAUAUUUGAGCAGGAUACAAUGCCCAAAGCUUGCUGCCAUUUACUGGAAUUAGCAGAUAACUAUAGAUAGCAACACUGUAUCAAAUGUUUCAAAAACGCUUAUCUAAUGAUGACUUGAUCUCAGUUGUCAUAGUGGCCCUAAAGUGUCUGAAGAAUGGUCCAUAUUGAGAUGAUUUAGAAAUGUGUUUCUGUGGGUCAUCACAGAUGGGGUUGGUAAAAUGGGAGUGGAGUUCAAGAUGGAUUCCCUAGUUAACAAAUGGAGAGCUUUCAUACCUUAGUUUGGUUGUUCCAUUAAGGACGUCUGUCAGACAUGUAUUUUUUUGGGGGGGGGAUAGGUCUACUUGGAUCAUGGUUCUAGUUUUUAUCAAGAACCAGUUCUCAGUAGGCCUUUUUUCGGCUCAACCUAAAUACAGGCAAUCAUGGCUUUGUGCAAGCAUUGCUGUACUUGUAUAAUCAUCAGUCUCAUACCAUCCUUAUUGACUUGAAUCUAUUACCCUAAACCGGAGAGCCAUGUGUGUCCUGUGUGCAUAACACUGUGUACUGAGCCAACACUCACACUGUCUGACUGAUUAGUCCCUCUCACCUUUGUACCCAAUUAUUUAAGUCCAUUCACUCCCCUGUGCUUGACCAAAGAUAACCUACAUAGAUCUGUUCCAGCUGGUGUUUACCGUGCUCAAAGAUAACGGUUGAGUCACCACUGUCCUUCUCCAAUAUGGCUGUGUCGGCAUCAUAUACACCUUGGACUGUGCACUGCGUUUGACCUGGGCCCCCAGGGGACUGUGCACUGCGUUUGACCUGGGCCCCCAGGGGACUGUGCACUGCGUUUGACCUGGGCCACCAGGAAAUUGUGCACUGCGUUUGACCUGGGCCCCCAGGAAACUGUGCACUGCGUUUGACCUGGGCCCCCAGGAAACUGUGCAUUAUGCAUAGGUAGGAGGGUGCUGUUGGAUGUGCUGUCUGCAGAAGUGCCGUGAUCCACAUUCAGUGUAUUUUAAAACCUUAUUUGAGUUGUGUAUUUCUCCCAACAAGGCAAAACAUUCUUUAGUUGUUUUUUUUUUUUUUUUUUGGCAAAUCGGUAAAUAUUGAAAUCGAGAGAAUUGGGUGAUCUCAAUAUAUAUUUUUUUUUAUGCACGAAAGCGAGAACUUUAAAGGGUUAAUGUGUGUCUGUGUGUGUGUGUGUGUGUGUGUGUGUGUGUGAGUGUGUGUGUGUGUGUAUGUAUGUAUGUAAGAAAACCAACCAUGUGUUGCUAUGUCAAUACAUAAUACUAUGUAAAAAUAAAUUUUUAUAAAUGUUUUGUAAUCGGACACAAUAUUUAUGUAUCCAUGUUCAACGUUUUUUUUGUUUUAUGAAUUUGUAUUUUGGCCCUGUUUCUUUUCUAUCUUAAGUGCAGUUCAGUAAUAAUUUUGUAAUAUUCAACUAGGGUCAUUAAGCACAUUUUUAGUUUAUCAUUUCAUUCUUUUCAUCUCAUAAACCCAAAUCUUAUGUCAUGAAGUAUCAGAGCCCCAGGUGUUCUGGGAAUUCCUUGAUGGUUGUCAAUGGUUAAUGUAAGGGAUGAGAUGUUUAUGUCAAAAUGCUUUUGAAAAAGCCAAUGCUCGGGUUUGUCAAAUGGCAGUGAUUAAUUGGAAGGCUGACUAUCUGUAUACAUGUGCAGGAAGAUUACUUCAGAGCCAGCACAGGCAUAAGGAAUGUGUUCAUGCAAUAUAACACAUAGAUGAAUGAAGCCCUCCUUCAAGGAAGAACGCUAGUGUCAUCCUUUAUUUAAUUACUUGGCUUUCAAGUUACAAAUGUGUUUAGGCAGUGUACUGACUUUUUUUUUUUUCUUUUCUUUUUUUUUCCUUUUACAUUUCAUUGCUUAAGUCCCAUAGUAGCCAACUAACAGAAAUUUCAUGUUUCGUCUCAGAAACACAUUUGUUUGCUGCUGAAAAUGACAAUCUGUCAUGUUGGGUGCAAAACAACUUUCAAAAGUAAUACUCAUUAGUUUUUUUAUUUACACUGCACAAAUGUUUAUACAAUGCUUUUGUAAACAUUUCUAGUGUAUUUGCAAAAAAAAAUAAAGUUGCAAUGAAUGCAAAGAAUAUA